Nomia melanderi (Alkali bee) is the source of this 4341-nucleotide messenger RNA. Its product is annotated as HUWE1-associated protein modifying stress responses. The record is from RefSeq and is a predicted model, not a curated record. Lineage: Eukaryota; Metazoa; Arthropoda; Insecta; Hymenoptera; Halictidae.
CCCAGGGAUCAGUGCGUGGAUCGCAGUCAACUCGGGGGGGUGAGAAGGGAUUAUGUAUCGUUGGGUUAGUUCGUUCUUCGUACCUGGCAAUUCGUAUUUCGUGUUUCGUUGCGCGUAAGGCUCGUGCGAUCCUCGAGCGAUGCACAUCGUAAUGGCCGCGACCUGACUUGGGUAGCGUGCAUGCGAACUACCGUGUUCGCGUUACGUGAAGCAGACGAACGAGAAAGGAGACGGAGUAAGACGAAAACGAGGAACGUAAAGAUACGACAGAGUUUAGAGUUACGCGUUUUCGGUGUUGCCGUGAGUGCGUGUGGUGGGCGAGGCGUGAUCGCAAAACGGGAGUCUCGAGGACGAAGAGCCAUGAGUGAGGAUCGAAGUGAAGAAGAUCCUAUAAUGGAUCUUUGGUACAGCAACUGGGAACAACAAUGCGUCGAGGCAUUGGAGGCAGAGCCGGAUUACGAAACUCAACUGCACAACGAAAAAGAACUCUAUUCCCAGCAGAUGUGGACAAGUUUUCAAACGACGGCGUCGGCCAUCGCCCAGCUGUACAAAGAUCGUACACAGGGUGUCUCUCUAUGGUUACCCUUCCAGACCGCCGCGGGUACCGUCACGUCGUUGUAUAAAGAUUCAGUGGACAGCAUGCGUCGUUGCAGUGAGUUAGGUGUAGAAAUGGGUCGUCAAAAACGUAGUAAAGAAAUAAUGAAUUGGGCUAGGAAAAAAAGGCGUAUGAUCCGUAGGGAAGACCUUUUAGCGUAUCUUGCUGGGAAACCACCACCUCCUCGGCCACAUUCUCAUAGGAGUUCGCCCAAACCAAGAAUGAUGGUGUGUGGUUCGCCGCCGUCACAAAGUUCAACACCAAGUAUGGUUGUUGCGCCAACACCAACAGCUGUAAAUGAUCCUGAUCCUGAAUUACACACAUUUAGGGAAGCAAUCGCAUUAUCUGGGAACGUUGCCUGCCAGCACGACCAUUGCUGGUAAAAAUUGGCGUUGUUCUGGAAACGCGGAGGACAAAAUUGUCCCCUCAGCACCGCAUCCUGUCAUACGAGCGGAACAAAGUUCCGGAAGGAUAGGAGGCCUUAUAUCAAGUUUCCAUCGUAUGUUGACCACACUGAAGCCAACCGAGCGACAUCUGAUCUUGUGCACAAUAGGGCACGUGCGGUCUUUCAGCUUUUAUAUCGUUCUUUACAGACCAUUGGUGAUCACGCAAGGUGUUACACAAGGCAUGUAUUCAACAACUUAAUGCAUUUGCAGCGGAUAAACAAAGAGCUCGACGAAGCAGAUUGCAGAUCUUGCGGCGUACUCGAUUGAGCAUAGGAAAACUUCGUUGACUCGAGCAUUUAGUUCUUAAUGUUUGAAAAAGAACUUGUCAAAUAUUCUUCGUCGUAUUGGAUCAUAAUUAAUAAGGGAAUUUUAAUGAAAUUAAGAGGAACAUUAUUCUAGGAAAAAGAAUUUUAUUUUGCCACAUGAAUUUUGUUUAUUUUUUCUACUGUCAUUCAAUAAGUCUUCAACUGAGAGUAUUUGCAAUUUGAUAAUUACCUUUUCUGCUUCUAUGAAUUUUUAACUCGACCUACAAUAUCGUGUAGACUCGCGAUGAAAAUUUUAAACUGAACUUGAGAAAUUUAAGUGUCAUUUAUUUUCUUUAAAUAUAAAUUAUAUAUUACUUUUUCUAUUAUCAAUCUAUUCUAUCACUAAUUAACGUUUGGAGUAAACAUAAACAUAGAACAAGCAUCAAAGUUCUUUCUUUUCCUAAUAAUCAUAGUUCACAAAUAAAUCGUAGUGCAAGAGGCUAAUAAAAUCUAUUGAACGAGUUCAAUUAAGUUAAUGAAAAGGAUUACAGUAUUGUUUCAAGCUGUCUAAGUGUUAAUAGAUAAAGUGUCGAGUAUUUACUAUUUGUCCAGCUCUGAUAGAGAACGUCGAUAUUCUAAAAUGCGUGAAACGUGACUGUCUGAGCAGUAAUUCCUCGUUCCCCUAUAUACCCUUCCGUUCUGUCCCCCUCCCGAUGUUUUGUUCCGUUCGUAUUCGAUUGUUUCUCAUCGGUGCUCACUUGGCCGCAAUUUCCGCCCGUGGGGUCGAUAGAUGCCAGAUUAUAACCUUUGUUUCCGGUUUCGCACAUCUGUCAUCGUACAAUACGAAACUCUCUCGCGUCCGUGCGUGCAUCGCUAAGCGCGUUAUUGGAGAAAGAACAUAAUGGCCGCGUGUAAAAUGGAUUAUGAGCAGUCGCUUCGCAUUUAAAAUAAUCAUCGUUCCGUCGUCGCGUCGGAUGCAUAUAUUAUUCUGUCCUUUUUCCGACGUUCGUGAAUGUCAUUCGUACGGGGUAUUGUUCAAAUCGUCGUGUUCACUAGCCACGACGACCUCGUAUUUAAUUCGUAUGCUGAUUUUCAAGGUUAAACGGGGGUACAGAACGAACAGUUCGAAGUUUUUGUGGAAAUUGUAUCGUUCGAGUGAACGCGGAUACGUAGAUUGACGUGACUUUUAUGUGAGUGGCUUAAAAUGAUAAUGGCUUCACUCCUAUCUCGAAGUUCUCGAGAAAAAGAAGCUGUUGUGAAACGUUCUUGGAUUAAUUAAAUACUAAGAUCGUAUUGUUGUUAAUAAUUGCUGUUUCUUGUUAAUAUUGAUAAUUGUAGAAAAAAGGUAUAUUAUUAUUUUAAAGGUAAUAUUAAUAUAUGAUAUAUUAAUAAUAUACAAAAUUUGUGAAAUGUCCUUGAAUUAAUUAAAUACUAAUAUUACAAUUACUAGUAUUAGUAAUUAAUAUUAUUAAUUAGACCACUGAUGUUCUAAACCAUUCAUGAGGAGGGUACAGAAGGUAAACAAUAGCAAGUUAUAUUUUCAUCGUAAAGAUUUCAAGAGUGUAUUUAUUAUUAAAAUUUUCAAUUGGUAAUCCGAUUAUUCUUAAUCCUUUGUUUUAGUUUUACAUUUAUUUUAUAAUUAUAGUAAUCCUCGGUGCUUAAAGCAUAAUUUUCCGAGGAAUGUCCCAAUUGUUCUAUUACACCCGAUAAUAAAUCAAUCGAUCAUAGUUUUAAUGACGAAAACUCCUUCGAACUAUACGAAGCAAAAAUGUAAUGCACGCUGAUUAAAUUCUGAGCCCUCGGCACAAGAAAUAACUCGGAGGAGAUAAGUGGCGAAGGAAAUAAGAAAAAACUGAGCGUUGAAUGUCAAUGAAUGAAUUAAAAUUCAUUGGAAAAUAAAAAAGAAAUUAAAUGGUAUUGAUUAUUUUAUAGUUCUUGGGAGUUUAUGUAUCGGCAUGAAUGUACGUAUGAGAAUGGUAUGUGUGGAUAUUUCUCGAACGUGUUUAUAAUUAAAUAGCUUGGUGAGCAUACAUACCCUUUGGCGACGAGCAGUCUCAGCACAUCUAUGUGACCUUCAAAGGCUGCCCAUAAUGUGGGGGUCAUUCCUCCGUCAUCCCGUGCGUUACAAUCCUUUUUCGUAGCUUCUUUUAAGAUGUCCAAGGCGCCGUCGCGUGCAGCUCUAUACGAAAAACGAUUAUUUUCAAAUUACCCGCGAUUAUACAUUCGAGUUUAUUGAAAGAACCUUUGGAUUUGGUCGAAUAUAUUUACGUUUGUUUCGGAAUGCGCAAGUAACGUACAACAAACCAUGUUCGGCUGAAUAAUGUAGGAAUUACAAAUGCACGUUCGAAUCGGCUAAAUAAUGUAGAAAUUACAAAUAAGAGACGUCGACGAAUUUAUACUCUGUACAUUGAUUUGAUGAAAUUGUACGCAACGAUAUGGAAUUGAAAAAUUUGCAAUGGUUCAUGUAUGUUUAACUCUCCUCUGAACUAGAUCCAAUCUAGGUGUAUAUUUCUGUAUUUCUAUUAACAACUUUGUUUUCUUCCGUUGAAAAUUUAAAAUAGUUUUCGCGUUUUUCAUUCUUCGAAUCCUUUUUCAUUGAUUCGUAUUUUAGAAAGUAUAAAUUUUAAAUAUCAUAAUUUUAACAAUAGCGAAAUUGCGCACAGAAAAAUUAAGAAGCGAUAUCCCGAAAAUGAUUUAGUCUGUUCAUAAUAAUAGCAUCGUUUAUUUAAUGCGAGAGUUAUUUGUGUUAUGGAUACUUAUCGAUGGAUCAAAUAAUGUUAGCCCAACGAGUGGCUGUAAAUGAGAAAAGAGAGCAAUAAGUUAGAGAAAGUAUGUACAAAGUUUUAACGAGUUCAUCGCAUGAUAAUUUUCUCCUUGUUACAAAUCAUUUGCCGUGAACGUCUCUUGACAAUUUUGCGUUAUAGGCAUUGAAUUAGCUCCGAUGAAAGUGUAAAUAGAAUGCAACAUGCUAAUGAUAUUAAAUGAAGUGUGAACUAUCGUGCAUGCAAAACCAUUACGAUGGUAUUUCGAAAAUUAUAUUCGCAGAAGUUAUAAU